This is a messenger RNA of Phaeoacremonium minimum UCRPA7, 1575 nucleotides long. RefSeq names its product putative peroxisomal biogenesis factor 3 protein. Gene Ontology annotation, biological process: protein import into peroxisome membrane. The coding region runs from base 1 to 1575 and encodes 524 amino acids. Gene Ontology annotation, molecular function: protein-macromolecule adaptor activity. Gene Ontology annotation, cellular component: peroxisomal membrane. Lineage: Eukaryota; Fungi; Ascomycota; Sordariomycetes; Togniniales; Togniniaceae. The transcript has 2 exons. The record is from RefSeq and is a predicted model, not a curated record.
AUGUUCGGGGCGACUCGGCGCUGGCUGCGGCGCAACCGGGCGCCCAUCGCCAUCGGGCUGGGCGUGGUCGGCGCCGGCUGGGCGGCGACGCACUACGUGCUGGGCAAGAUCAACGACGCGCGCGAGCGCAUGAGCAGCGACCGCAUCGCCAAGGAGAACCUGCGGCGGCGCUUCGAGCAGAACCAGGAGGACUGCACCUUCACGGUGCUGGCGCUGCUGCCCACGGCGACGACCAACAUCCUCGAGGCCAUGAACACGGAGAAGAUCACGUACGAGAUCCAGCAGAUGAAGGGCGGCGCGGCCGGCGCGGCGGCGGCGAGGAGCGUCAAGAGCGGCAGCGGCGACUCGAUGAGCCUGGCCGAGACGAACUUCACGGACGAGGACGGCAGGAGCAUGGUCAGCAUGCAGAGCGAGAGCGGCGUGCAUGCGAGCCAGAUGGCGCUGCCGAGCGCCGCGGCGGCCGAGGCUGGACAGGAGGCGGCGAAGCGCAAGACCAAGAGGCAGUUGUGGGAUGACUUGACGAUUAGCUCUAUCACGAGGGCGUAUACUCUGAUAUACACGCUAGCGCUGUUGACGAUGCUGACACGGGUGCAACUGAACCUGCUCGGCCGGAGGAGCUAUCUAUCCAGCGUAGUAUCGCUGGCUACGGGCAGCGCGCAAGCGACAAUCAGCCUAGAGAACAACGACGACGAUAACCCGAAUCAAGCAUAUGGGGACGACUUCGAGACGAACAGGAAAUAUCUCACGUUUAGCUGGUGGCUGCUCAACAAGGGGUGGGUGGACGUCAUGCAACGAGUAGAGAACGCUGUGCGGGAGGUUUUCGGUUCAUUAAGCCCACGGGAUCAACUGUCUUUUGAGGCUUUCUCCGAGCUGACAAGCAAAGUGCGAAAGCUAGUAGAAGGCGGCGGCCCAUCCCAGGAGCGUACAACGUGGCUAGCUUUCCUACUCCCUCCCACAGACAUGGAGGAGUAUGUUCUGAAGGAGUCUGGCAUAUUGGAUGAUAGCGCCACCCUGCAGACACAAACUGCACCGGCACCAUCGUCCGCUGGGUCAACAUCGUCCCUGCGACGGCUCUUAGAUGAGACAGCUGACCUGACUGAGUCGCCGGCCUUCUCACAGGUUCUUACACUCGUCCUCGAUGCCGGCUUCUCCAAGCUUCUAGAUCAAAAGCUCGCUUUCGGGGCGUUCGAGCUACCUCCGCCCCCUGUCGGGGGCCCCAGCCCCGAGCUUCAGAGAUUAAAGAGCAGCAAGACAGUGCUUCUACCUAAGAUCCUGUCUAUCCUAACACGGCAGGCACACUCCAUUGGCAACGGCAUGCCGAACGAGUAUCUGCAGGAGAUGGACCAGGUUCGAGAGGUGGAGGCUUUUGCGGCGGUGGUGUAUUCGAGCAACUGGGAGAAUGAGAUCAGGGACGAGACGCUCAUGGCAGAGGCAGGACAUGUCACAGCAACAGCUACGCCCGCAACAAGCGUGAGGCAGUCCCAGAUUUCGACGGCAGAUGAGAGUCUGGUGCUUGUUGAUCCUCAAGCAUCUUUCGAAAGUGCCUGGGAAAAGGCGGUAGAGAAAAACACAUAG